This is a messenger RNA of Plasmodium coatneyi, 889 nucleotides long. Its product is annotated as ADP-ribosylation factor. The transcript has 3 exons. The coding region runs from base 1 to 612 and encodes 203 amino acids. The record is from RefSeq and is a predicted model, not a curated record. Gene Ontology annotation, biological process: vesicle-mediated transport; intracellular protein transport. Gene Ontology annotation, cellular component: Golgi apparatus; cytoplasm. NCBI's taxonomy places the organism in Eukaryota, Apicomplexa, Aconoidasida, Haemosporida, Plasmodiidae. Gene Ontology annotation, molecular function: GTP binding; GTPase activity.
AUGGGGAACGCUGCGAACAAAGUGGCCUUCCUAACUGACGAUCGCGCAAAAGGGAAAAACAAACCGCCAGACAAAAAGUACAACAUUCUAAUUUUGGGCCUUAACGGCUCAGGCAAAACAACGCUACUGUAUCAUAAUUUUAUUCCAGAAUGGACAGACAUCGCGUCGCACAUGGAACCAACCAUAUCUUACCACUACGAGGAGAUUAAAUGGAUAAAUGGGAGAAUCGGCUUUUGGGACAUGUCAGGGAAUCCAGUAAUGAGGAACAUUUGGCAACUGAUUUAUCGGAACGUAAAAGUGAACGCAAUUUUAUACGUUAUUAACAUAAUGGACAUAUCGGAUGAAAUUUUAAGAGAGAACAAUUCACUCAUAAGUCUUCUACUGAACGAUGAAUGUCUGCAAGCGUCCUGCGUAGUGUUAGUCUUUAACACCUUUAAUGAUGUAGACAGUGUGGAUGAAGCCACAAAAAAUCAGGUAUACCUUAAGUACAGAAUUAAAGAUUUGAUAAACCAUUAUGGGAAUAGAAUUCAUCACAUUUUUGUUGAUUGCAAAAAUUGUAAGUUGGAUAAAAACUGGAUGGGCUUGAUGCAACAAAUUUCCUACUACUUCUGAGGUAAAAAGGAAAAGAAAAGUGUCCACUGCAUUGCGUGCUAAUUGGGGGGAAGAAAUGAGUCUUCUCACGCGUCAGAAGAGAAUUGGCCAGACGGGGCUCUCUCUAAAUGUAUACAUAUCGUACAUAUAUGUGUGUUUGCAUGUUUCAGCUGUGCAUAUGAAGUUUGUGCUGUUCUGCUUAGUUAACUUCAAUUUGACUUUACCGACUUUGUGGGCGAAGCGCUUUUUUUGCAAACCUUCCCUAAGGCGACAACUCCUUCAAAAAAAAAUGUGUCCC